AUGGGAAGUUCAUCAUCAAAAUUCAAAAAAUAUUUGCAUCACGGAGAUGAAUUUGCAGCUAUGCAAGUAUUUCAAAGUUCUCCAGAACUUCAAAAAAAUUUAAACCCAAAUUUGAGCUAUGGAGAGCAUUAUAAUCAUGAUACUGCCCUUCAUUUUGCUGCUAAACAUGGAAUGAAACAUUUAUUAAGGACUUUUUUAAAUGAUUUAGGAGGAAAUCCUAAUGUUAAAAAUGGAAAUAAUGAAACAAGUUUACAUUCUGCUUGCCAACUUACUGAUAACAAGAGUUUUUCAGCAAUGGAAAGAAGAGCUCACUGUGUGAGCCUUAUAAUUCAGUGGAGAGGUUUAUUGAGGGAUCCCAGUGGGAAAGAAAAAAUUAAUCUAGCAGCUCAAGAUCAGAAAGGAAAUACAGCUUUGCACAUAGCAGCAGCCUCUGGUUUAGAAAGUUGUGUUACAGUUCUUGUAAAUGCUGGUAGCCCGUUAUUUUUAGAAAAUAACGAUAAAAUGACUCCCUGUGACUUAGCUGUUAAAAAUGGACAACACACCAUUGCUCAACUCUUGGAGACAAAUAUGGUUUUUGGUGAUUGCUUAGAUUUUCAAUGUGAAAAUGAAUCUUAUAGCAAUCCUUAUGAAGUAGAAGAGCUUUAUUGUGGAUUACGAACUCAGGAUCUUCAAGAAGCUAAAGAUCAAUUGCUAGUUCAAACUUCGGAUAUGUUGCAGGUGCCAUUAUUUACGGCAGAAGCUUUGUUAAGAAACAAUGAAUGGUCUCGAGAAAUGCUAUUAGAAAAAUGGAUGAAAGACGCCGUUUCCUGCUGUAAUUCAGCUGGUGUUGAACCUCCACAAUCAGCAUUCAAUGCAACUGCCACUUAUAAAGAUUCCAGUUUAUUGAAAAAUCAAGACUCUUGUAAUAAUGAGUGUGAAAUAUGUAUGCUGUCGAUAACAGAAGACGAUAAACCUUCAAUAAAGAUUUCAUGUAACCAUAAUUUCUGUUUUCAAUGCUGGGAAAUGUAUUUAUCGAAUAAAAUUUUAGAAGGAAUACAACACAACAUAUUGUGUCCUGCUUUUAAUUGUCACAUUUUAGUACCAAAUGACGUUAUUGAACGCCUCGUGAGUCCUGACCUCGCUAGACGUUAUCUACACUUUGACAUCAAGUUUUUGUUGGAAUGUUUGGGAGAAGCUCAUGCACCAAGUGGAUGUACUCAAUGGAAGCAAUGGUUGGAAAAGGUGAAUAAAAUAAGGCCUGAACAAUUAAGUAAUGACAUGAAAAAUUUAGAAGAUGCUUCUAACUGUUUAUGGUUGGUUUCUAAUUCAAAACCUUGUCCCAAUUGCAAAAGUCCAAUUCAGAAAAAUGAAGGAUGCAAUCAUAUAAAAUGUUCUAAGUGUAAAUUCGACUUUUGUUGGGUUUGCUUAGAAGCUUGGAAAAAGCAUUCGUCAGCUACCGGUGGUUAUUUUCGAUGUAAUCGCUUUCCGGCUGCAAUAAAAGCAGACGAAAAACAAGAAGUUUUAAUUAAUGAAGCAGUUGCUAAAAGUCAACGGAUUCAAGAGUUAAAUAGAUUCUUGCAUUAUUAUACGAGAUUUAAAAAUCAUGAACACAGUAGAAAAAUAGAAGAAUCUUUAUUAAAUGCCGUCAAACCCAAAAUGGAAGUCCUCGCGUCUUCUUUAGUUGAUCGAAAAAGUUUAGGAAAAACGUGUACGAAAUUUGUAGAAGAUGGCGUUCGUGAAUUAUUAAAAGCUCGUAGAGUUUUAUCUGGAUCCUACGUUUACGGUUUUUAUUUGGAAGAUCACGGUUAUAACAAAACCAUUUAUGAAUUCAUGCAGAAUGAGCUGGAAGUAGUUACGGAAAAAUUAUCAGAAAUGAUAGCUCGACCGUAUUUAAUAACUCCCCGUCAUACAAUUAUUUUCACAACUUUACUCUCAAGAAGAAAAAGACACGAAUUCGUUCAAGCCGUUUCUAAAGGUUUGAUCCCGCCGGAAACGCCUCCUUCCUUCAGGAAAAAGAAAAAAAAAUUACCCGGAUUUUUUGUUUUGGAUACAAAUAACGAAGUAUGA
Molecule: messenger RNA, 2046 nt
Organism: Pediculus humanus corporis (human body louse)
Lineage: Eukaryota; Metazoa; Arthropoda; Insecta; Psocodea; Pediculidae
Product: protein ariadne-1, putative
Exons: 12
Coding region: 1-2046 (681 amino acids)
Biological process (GO): ubiquitin-dependent protein catabolic process; positive regulation of proteasomal ubiquitin-dependent protein catabolic process; protein polyubiquitination
Cellular component (GO): ubiquitin ligase complex; cytoplasm
Molecular function (GO): ubiquitin conjugating enzyme binding; ubiquitin protein ligase activity; zinc ion binding
Source: RefSeq, a predicted model, not a curated record